AUGAUUCCACGAUAUGAGAAGCCUUCACCGUCACACUCUGGGCGGUCCCCGUCUCACUCCUCGGGAGCAGAGGAUGGGGGUUCCCGCUUCGCCUUCGUAACCGAGGGCACGUUGGCCGAAGCUCGCAGCCAUGCAAUGCGGGAGCACUGGAGGCAGCGCCAACGGCGCAAGCAGAAAUCAGAAGAUCGCCGAACCCAGAGGAAAAUAUUGCCUCACACAAGCCCCGUGGAGAAUAGUAAACCCAAACCAAACCGCACUCCUGAACCAGUAGUUGAGUAUCAUUGUGCCGAGGAUGUCUUCCUGCUGCACCAGCCCAGUCCGACCCGUAUAAAAUCCAGAUACUCAGAUUACGGCGAAGAAAACACCGAAGCCAGGCUAAUUACCCACGCGGCUAUGAUGUUCGAUGAUGUCGCCAUUCCGAGCUUUAACCCGAUGAAAGAUGUUUGGUUUCCCUUGGACCUCUCCAACGCUGCUUCUUUUUAUGGGAUUAUGGCCCACUCAGCAGCUCAUUUGGCUCAUCUCUACGCGGGGAUGAACCCUUCCAAAGGAACCGUCUCCGCCGAUGCGUUGAAAUACAAAUCUGAGGCAGUGAGCAUACUCUCUACAUGGAUGGCCGACCCAGAGAAAUCGCUGAGUAACGAUGCCUUUGCUGCUAGAUAUUGGGGGACGGAAGAGGAGUGGAUGGUGCAUCGUACCGGUCUUCAAAGAAUGAUCGACGCACGGGGUGGUAUUGAUAAGCUGCACGAUAAUUGGCGGCUGGAGCUUGUCGUCUAUCUCGUUUCCUUAAUGUCUAAACCGACGUGGUUCGAGUCGUCGAAUAACAUAUCACAAAUAUCCGAGCAGUCAUUUCAGAAUGCAGCGAAAGCAGCUUUAGUGGAUACACAGAAGGUCCGCUGCCUGUGGCUGAUAUCCUUCAUUCAAGACAUGCGAACCCUCAUGGCAUUCUCAUCUCGACUAUAUCUGGACGGCCUCGCGUCUUACCCCUCUCUGUACGAUGCCGUUUUACUCCUACGGUCGAAUUUCCACCUAGCCAACGAAAGCCCUUCCCAGGCCGCCAGCUUCUCCUCCGACUACGACAGACUGGCUUGUCUAUUUUCCAUCUGUAUCACGAUGCAAGAAUCCAUAUCCCGCUCACCUGUCACAGCAGCACUACCCGCGCCCGAGAUUUAUAAUGACAUGGCAUUACUGGAUGUCGCUCUUUCAACCUCACGAAACGUGUGGCAAACUUCGGUAUACAGUCUGCGUGCAUUCCUGCAUAACCACUUCGUGGCAUAUCACCGGGACGGAGCCGCGAAGAUCGAUUAUGUCAUGAAGAUGACGGACGUUCUGGGCCAUCUCAGUCUUGAGGCACGUAGGGGUGUCGAAAAGUGUCUUUUGAAUAUGCUGUGUCGUGCACGGGAGGGAAAGCUAUGGUAUUUAACCGAUGAUGGCUGGACUCCUGAUUCGCUGCUGUCGUCUGUACAUGGCCAGUGA
Messenger RNA from Aspergillus bombycis, 1473 nucleotides. RefSeq lists its product as uncharacterized. The coding region runs from base 1 to 1473 and encodes 490 amino acids. The record is from RefSeq and is a predicted model, not a curated record. Lineage: Eukaryota; Fungi; Ascomycota; Eurotiomycetes; Eurotiales; Aspergillaceae. The transcript has 4 exons.